Gekko japonicus is the source of this 930-nucleotide messenger RNA. It is a transcript of the gene IL18RAP, whose product is annotated as interleukin 18 receptor accessory protein. Gene Ontology annotation, biological process: interleukin-18-mediated signaling pathway. The record is from RefSeq and is a predicted model, not a curated record. Lineage: Eukaryota; Metazoa; Chordata; Lepidosauria; Squamata; Gekkonidae. Gene Ontology annotation, molecular function: interleukin-18 receptor activity. The coding region runs from base 1 to 930 and encodes 309 amino acids. The transcript has 5 exons.
AUGUAUAAGUUCAGCACUGUGACCAGAAAUGUUUCCUUGGCCCCCUUUGCACUUUUAAAGCCUCUCCAUGGCUCAGCUGUUCAAUUUCACACUUUUCUGGUUCUGCUCAAGGGUCAACCUCUUGAGCUUAAAUGCCAAGUAAAAUUUGGCUUUCAUAGCAAUGCCUCAUCUUUAAUACAGUGGUACAGACAAAAGAAACUGGUUUACGAAAACAGGUUUUUCCCAAAUGAACUAGGAGAUGAAACCUUUGUUGACACCUUCAGGCUGGAGGAAGUGACUAAAAAGGAUUUACGCACCGUCUUCGUCUGCCUGGCUAAAAACUCUGUUGGGGAAUCGGUGGGGCAAUUCAGACUGAAGAGGAGAAAGAAACCAGAUAACAAAGAAUUUGAUGCAUUUGUGUCCUAUGCAAAGCCAGACUUUCCUGAAUCAGAUCCAAUGUCUCUGAGUGAGGAACAGUUUGCCUUGGAGGUUCUUCCUCAGAUUUUAGAAAACAAAUAUGGAUAUAAGCUGUGUUUCAUUGAACGGGACAUCCUUCCAGGAGGAGCGUACACUGAUGACGUCGUGAAUGCCGUCAAAAGGAGCAGACGGACAGUGGUGAUCUUAAGCCCAAGCUAUGUCAAUGGACCUGCCAUGUUUGAGCUUGAAGCAGCAGUCAAAACUGCUUUGGAAUUCACAACAACAAAGCUCAUUCUGGUUGAGUUCAUGCCUUGCCAGGAGCCAGAGUCAUUGCCUUGCAAAGUGAAGAAAGCUCUCAGGAUCUUGCCCAGGAUUACCUGGAAAAUGUCUACCUCUCCUGCCGGUAAUAAGCAUUUCUGGAAAAGACUACACUAUCACAUGCCAGUGAAACGCAUUAAAAGAACUGAGGAUAAGAGCCUUCAUACUUUCCUCCCUCUAGUUACUGGGCUUGAUAGCAGGAGACCACCACAUUAA